Molecule: messenger RNA, 3938 nt
Organism: Musca domestica (house fly)
Lineage: Eukaryota; Metazoa; Arthropoda; Insecta; Diptera; Muscidae
Product: tetratricopeptide repeat protein 37
Exons: 15
Coding region: 100-3819 (1239 amino acids)
Cellular component (GO): Ski complex
Molecular function (GO): protein binding
Source: RefSeq, a predicted model, not a curated record
GAACAGUUUGCUCCGCAACGAACCACACAAAUCACGGAUCCUUGAGUCCCCUUUAAUUCUUGUUAGAUUUGUCCUAUAGUUUCCAUAAAAGGGAGUAAUAUGUCCUCCAAAGAAACCAAAGCUUUGCUUAAAGAAAUACGGGAAGCUAUAAAAGCGGAGAAAUGCGAAGAAGCUAUUAAGAAAUGUGAAGAAGUACUGAAGAUAGAACCCAAAUCGUAUAUGGGGCAUCUGCUGCUUGGCGCUGCUUAUCAAAAUAGCAACAAACAGGAAGCUGCGAAAUAUUUGCGCAAAGCUGUGGAAUACUCGGCACCUCAACCACCAACUGUUGCUCUUCAGGGCCUUUCAAAUUGUGCUCCCAGCGAGGAAUUGCCAAAUAUCUAUGAACAAUUAAUAAAAUUAGUACCAGAAAAGCAACUGGACUAUUUUGAAAAAUUAUACAAUGUUUCAUCAAACAGUUCCAAAGUGGCCACUCAGUGUUUUCAUGCAUUUAAACGUCUCCUGGGAAGCGAAGAAGUCAAAACCCACAAAACUGUACUACUUAAAUACUAUGGUAGAAUAUUGAUACAAAGAGAUCUUCCUGCAGAAGAGGAGGACGAGGAAACGUACAAAGCCAGUUUGGAAGAGAUCUUAAAUGACAAUUCAUUGGAUGUUUAUCUAUCAGCCUACAAACGUUACCUCAAGCUCUUGUACAAACAACAAGAUUUGUCGAAAUGUCUGGAACAUGCAUGCAAGCUAGUCGAAAAUUAUCCCAAUGAUAUCUAUGCCUAUGAAUGGAUUUGUAAGAUCUAUUGCGAAAAUUAUGAUUUAUCGGAACAAAGCAAGUGUUUGGAAAGCAUGUCACAAAAUAUAGAAUACUAUGCCUCAAAACUUGGCGAAUUGAAUCCUCAAUCAAGUUUGGCUUUUCUCAUACAAGCCAUUGAGAAAUUUAAGGUCGAACAAUAUGUGGCUGCAAGAGAUAUAUUGUAUAAAGUGCUGGUGAUACAACCUAACUAUUCUGUGGCAAUAAAAUUAUUGGCACGCUGUGAAAUGCAUUUGGAAGCUUUUGGUUUGGCACAUGCCCUCUGGCAACAAUUGAAUGAUAGAACUAAUAUUGAAUAUGCAAUAUGUGUCUCGUAUGGUGUGGAUCAGGAAAAAUUGAACGAGGCCGUUGAAGUUCUAAAGGUACCGGAAGAAAAAUCCGAAGAGGUGGUUAGAGCUUUGGCAAGAUGCUACCUAAAAUUGGGGGAUGCUCGCAAUCUCAAUCGCCUACAAAUGAGUGAUGUUUCUAAAGCAGAGUUUUUCUAUUAUGAUUCACCUUCGGAAGCCAUUCAAUUUUUAGGCUCAACUUGGGAAGAUUUGGAAACCUAUAAUGCUUUGAUAUUACGUGCCCAUUACUAUUAUCAAUUGCAGGACUAUGAUGUAGCCCUGACAUGUGCCUUAAAAGCUACACGUUUAAGGCCAUACAGUUCCUUGUGCUUCUAUCAUUUGGGUAAAAUUUAUUUGGCCACCAAUGAUAUUGUGCGUUCACGAAAAUGUUUUGAAAAAUGUGUUUCAUUGAAUCCCAUAAAUGAGGAUGCUGUGGAAAAUCUUUCAUCAAUUUAUCAACAAUUGGGUGAAGAGGAUCUGAAUGUUGCCUUACUUUUGAAUACCUUGAAAAAAAUUAAAACGCCAUCGAAAUUUAAACACAUUCACUAUAAGCUGGGAUUACAUUAUUUGAAUGUGAAUAAUUGUGAUGAGGCCAUACAAUGCUUUCGUACGGCUAUUAAACAUGAUGUUUCUUGUAUGAUUUAUUGGGAAUCACUGGGUGAUGCUUAUGCAUCCAGGGGUUCGUAUAAUUCGGCCAUAAGGGUAUACCAAAAGAUUUUGGAAAUGGAACCCACCAAUGUUUAUGCCAAACUUCAGAUGGCCAUUAUGAAAACAACAAUACGCAUGUACUCCGAGGCUAUAGAAGAUUUUAAUAAUUUGUUAAAGGAGCAUGAAGAUUAUUUGCCAGCCUUAAAGGGGGCGGCCGAGGCCCAUAUUGGUUUAGCGAAUUUUUUGAAUCAGGAAUAUCGUUAUGGUCGGGCCAAGGACCAUUUUCAAAUGGCCAUCAAUUUGCUACAAAGAUGUUUUCUCAUGCCUGAAAAUCUAAAUAUGGUUUGGUUAUGGCGUCUAACGGCAAACGUUUUUGUCUCAACUGCCCAAAUGCCUGAGUCAUUGGCCAAUUUGGAUGUUAGUGGUAAACUGGCUAAACGUGAAUCUGAUAUAGCCUUUCUGACACGCAAAGAUUUACUGAGUUUGGCUCUUAGAUUUUAUACAUGUGCAUUGAAAAUCAAGCAAAAUACCUAUCUUUGGUAUGAGCUGGCCUUGUGUUCAUAUUACAGUACCAAUAUGUAUGGUGAAGAAGCUGAACAGCAUUUGGAAAUGGCUACAAAAGCCAGCCAAAUGGCCAUUAAGGAAGAUCCCAAUAGAUGGCAGAACUGGAAUUUGCUGGGAGUUAUAAAUAUGCAUAAGACCAUUAAUAAUUUACCACUUGCCCAACACUGUUUUGUACAAGCUCUCACACUGGAACGUAAAUCGUACACUACUUGGACAAAUUUGGGUGUUUUAUAUUUGAAAUUAAAUGAAAUUCGCAUGGCCAACCAGGCUUUCCAAAGAGCCCAACAAUCCUCUCCAGUCUAUCCAAAUGCUUGGAUUGGUCAAGCUAUGAUUGCUGAGUAUAUCAAGGAAGAAGAGGAGGCUGUGGACUUGUUUCGCCACUGUCAACAAUUCGAAUAUCAUCCAGAGUCAUCUUUGGGCUAUGCCCACUGGGUGUGUCAAAUUCUGUCGGACAAAGAGAAAUGCAAAUUACCCCAUUACAAGCAUGCCAUUGACUCCAUGUAUGCCGAUGUGGUUGCUUUUGAUGCCAUCAAUUGGUAUACGAUAAAUGAAGAGAAUGAUGCAUCGUCCAGUGCAUGGUCUUUCCUGGGUUUCCUUUGUGAACGUCAUAGACUAUAUAGAUUGGCCACAAAAGCCUUUGCCAAGGCAGCAGAAAAGUCGACGGGAAAUGAACGUGAUUUAAUGUUUACCAAUCUUGGUUAUAGCCAUUUGAAAUUGAACGAACCAAAUGAGGCUAUUAUGGCUUUUAAUAAAAUCGCUCAUGCCUCAUUUAAGCCAAUGAUUGGUUUAGCUUUGGCCUACUACAAGGCUGGUCAACACCAGGAGUCAUAUUCGGUAUACAAGUCGGUGCUGAAAAGUGUGGCAGGCAUUGAAGAUGACAAGGCAUCCAGAAUUUUGGUGGCCAUGGCGUCUAUGGUUUAUGCUUUUCAGGGUGAAGCCGAUACCAAGACAAUUUUAUAUCAAUGUAUUCUUUUAAAAGACUCACCCAUACAAGCCUUGUUCUCCGCCUGUGCCUUGGGUAUUUUGCAUCAAGACAAUCAAUUAUCCGAAACCAUAUUGACCGAGCUUAAGAAACGUGAAAAUUCAGAAAAACAUGUGGCCGAUAUUGCCUAUUUAACAUCCCAAUAUUAUUUAGUGAAUAAACAACCUCGCAAAGCUCUGAGCUAUCUUAUGACACGUGUUCACAUUUUCCCCCAUUGUGCUCAAUUACGUAAAGUUUUGGCCAAUUUCCUAUUGGAUAACUAUGGCCACAAACGUCAAUAUCAAACUGCCACCAGCCAAAUAGCCCUGAGUGCCAUUGCAUUGGUACAUUCGAGCAAAACAAAGAAGAGUGACUCUCUGGAAGAUUCCCAAACACUAUUGGUUGCCAGCCAAGCUUUACAGCCAGUGGAUAAUAGGCGUUCCUUGAAACUCAUACAAAAAGCAAUUUUAUUGCAUCCAAGAAAUGUUAAUGCAUGGAAUGCUCUAUUGGCUGUCAAUUGAAGUUGCAAUGAUAUAUUUUUACGAAAUGGUGAAAUAAUUAACAAAUAAUUUAUAGAGUUAUUAAUUUUUUACAGUCCUAUACGCAUGAAUAAAGGAUUCAAAACUACAAAACAUUUCAC